GCACCAGUCUUCUUCGUUGCAGAAGUAGCAAUCUUCGAGAGUCACAGCAACAAUGGCCGCAAUGGCUGCUCUUCAGAGCUCCUUUACUUCUCUUUCUCUCUCCUCAAAUUCCUUCUUGGGUCAACGCCUCUCGUUCCCCUCCCUCUUCCCCUCCCUGGCUAAAUCAGUGGAGAAGCCAUGUCCUAUUGUUAUGAAGCUUAAGCGAUGGGAACGGAUAAAAUGCAAGCCAAACAGCCUCCCUAUAGUACACAAAAUGCAUGUUAAGGUUGGAGAUACUGUAAAAAUUAUAUCUGGACACGAUAAGGGUAGAAUUGGAGAGAUCACCAAAAUCUUUAAGCACAACAGCACUGUGGUAGUCAAAGAAAUCAACUUGAAGACCAAGCACAUGAAGAGCAGGGAAGAGGGUGAGCCUGGGCAGAUAAUCAAGGUUGAAGCACCGAUUCACAGCUCAAAUGUGAUGCUAUACUCCAAAGAACAGGACGUAGCAAGCCGGGUGGGUCAUAAGACACUAGAGAAUGGAACGCGUGUUCGUUACCUCAUAAAAACUGGGGAAAUAAUUGACGAUGCAGAGAAUUGGAAGAGAGUAAUGAAGGAGAAAGAAAAAACAGAAGUAGCUGCGGCUUCUUAAGAGGCCAGGUCAUGACUCCAAUCUUAAUUGUAGUUACUGAAACUCAUCAUUUCAAUUCUUCUCAUCUGUCUGUAUAAUCCCGAGCUUUUUGUUCAGCUACUUUUGUUAGUCCACAUUUUGCUGAGAGAAUAGCAAAAGAGGGGGGUAAAAAACAUUUUGUUCAUUCUUGCGUUUGUCCUGAAAUCGAUUCUACUGUUCUAAUUGUAGCUAGUGGAACUGUUCUACUUC
Messenger RNA from Camellia sinensis, 856 nucleotides. It is a transcript of the gene RPL24, whose product is annotated as Translation protein SH3-like family protein. Gene Ontology annotation, molecular function: structural constituent of ribosome; RNA binding. Gene Ontology annotation, biological process: translation. Lineage: Eukaryota; Viridiplantae; Streptophyta; Magnoliopsida; Ericales; Theaceae. The record is from RefSeq and is a predicted model, not a curated record. Gene Ontology annotation, cellular component: ribosome.